CCCUCAUGGAUAGGCCACCCCUUCGGCGUGCUGGUGCGCACGCUCAAGUUCGUGGCCUUUGCGCACAUGAUCUGGGAUUACGGCAUCUCGAUGGCUCCCGCGUCCGGGCCGUCGAUGCUCCCGACAUUUGAGGUGCUUGGCGAGUGGCUUCUCGUGUCCAAGCUGCACCGCUUUGGCCGCAACGUGUCGAUCGGCGACGUGGUGGCCUACAGCAUCCCCAUCAAUGACGAGGUGGGGGUGAAGCGCGUCUUGGGCCUUCCGGGCGACUACGUGCUCGUGGACGCCCCCGCCGAGAGCGGGAGCGGUCUUUCUCUCUCCCUCUUCUGCCAGGUGCCCCAAGGUCAUUGUUGGAUUGUGGGCGAUAAUUUGGUGGCCUCGCGGGACUCGAGGACCUUCGGCCCAGUCCCGCUGGCUCUCAUCAGAGGCAAGGUCAUUGCGACGUUCAGGCCGUUCUCUGAAUUCAAGUGGAUGGCCAAUCCCUUGCAA
Molecule: messenger RNA, 486 nt
Organism: Canariomyces notabilis
Lineage: Eukaryota; Fungi; Ascomycota; Sordariomycetes; Sordariales; Chaetomiaceae
Product: LexA/Signal peptidase
Exons: 2
Cellular component (GO): membrane; mitochondrial inner membrane peptidase complex
Molecular function (GO): serine-type endopeptidase activity
Source: RefSeq, a predicted model, not a curated record